ACCAAUCGACUCAUCCAUUUUCGAUAGUAAAUUAAUACAUGUAAAUGUGAUAUCUCCCCUCAUAUCCCCCACUCCAUUGAUUGACGCCCCGCCCCUAGUCACUGGUAACCGUUAUCUCAUUUUUCUUCCCAACAAUUUCCAAUCCGAUAAACCUCAGUCUCAAAAGCCCCUAGGUGCACAAUUCCCAUCUGUCUCAUUGUACCAUCACCAUUGAACAAUCAACAAUUCACAUAAACAAUAGCUAUCCCACCCUUGCGCCAACACCACGAAAACGGAGUAAAAACGAGAGUGUUUACAACUUUAUGCACUCACUUAACGUGUAAUACCAGUUCCAAGUGUUCUGUGUUGUUUGACAAAUACGUCCUGAUACAUCAACGACAUCAUCCACCCAAGAAGGUUUACAGGGAAAGAAAUGUCGACGGAGAUAUUGGAGAAGAAGCCUCGACUGCUGGUUCGUGAUGAUGAUAUACAGAAUUCCCUGACAAAUGUUACACCGAGGGCAAUUGUUGGAAAGGAAUUCGUUGAUGAUGUGGCACUACGAGAGGCAUUCGUCGGUGUUUUGAGGCACAAGAAGGACAUCGCCGUUGCGUUGAAAUCAAUAACGAGUAUUCUUCCAGGAUGUGGUCACCUGAAGCGAUGCUCAGGGAACCGAUUAUUCCUAGCCCUGGUGAAAAAACCAGGCAAUCCAGGAAAAGCGUCAGGUCCGUCAUUCGCAUCUGCGGACGAGCUCAAGACGUAUCUGAUCGAGAGGGGCUUCAAUUUGAAUAUUUUCAGAGAUGAUUUCGACAUUGUUAGUGUCCCUGAGAGAUCACCACGUACCAGAGCCCAAUUCUCGAAGACCUCUCAAACCUGGCCAGUGAAUUUCCACCCUGACUCAUCGAUCGAGGUGAUCAUCAAUGGGAAUUUCUUCGAUUCCAAACAACUGGGGGUCAUAGAGUCCUGCAUGAGAGUCUGCAUCGCGGCUGCCAAGAGCUCAGCAAUUGGUAAUGUACGUUGUAAUGGUUCAGCAGUUAUUCUGGAUCCCGAUGACGAGGGGACGAGUAGAAUAUUAGCUGUGAGCACUGCUAGGGUCAAUGAGCAUCCAAUGUGGCACGCUGCGAUGCUGGCGGUGGACCUGGUGGCCAGAAUCAGAGGUGGCGGUGCCUGGAAAUUAUUCUCCGAAGGGACUGCGACCGACAGAAAACGAGAAUGUCCGUCCAAUCUUCCAAUCCUCUAUCCCGACUCCCUGGAAUCAAUCGUCAUCCCUCAGUUCAGGGACUCAGUCGCUCCAGAGGUCAAGGAAAAAUCACAGGAGGACGAGCGCAAGUGUCCAUACUUGUGCACUAAUUACUGGAUCUUUCUCCUGAAGGAACCGUGUCCUCUCUGCGCAAUGGCUCUUCUGCAUUCCAGAGUUUCCACGAUAUUUUAUGGGGCAUCUAAUGACGCCUCCGGGGUUCUUGGCUCCAGGGCUCUACUGCAUACCCUCCCGGGGCUAAAUCAUCGGUACAAAGUAUGGGCGGGGGUUCUUGAGGAUGAUUGUAUCAAGACUGCUGAGAGCCUUUCGGUUGUUGGGCAUUAAUCGAAGGGAGGGGAUAAUGAAAUUUAUGAUAAUACGUAAAAGGUAACAAGUUGAUUAUCUGAGAACCGGAGAGAGAUACGGGAAGUGUCAUGAGGACCUCUUUUGUAGCCCCGCUUUACAGCUACAAGAAAGGGCUUUAUGAUAAUUUUAAUAUGUCUCGUUGAUUCGGAGAUAUUUAUCGAGAAACAACUGUCCGAUUAAUCCACUUGUUAUCUUUCGUCUCUUUAUGUGAAAAUCAUUUGUUAAAGAAAAUCAAAACUUUCCUAAUGACUUAAUCUCAAAGUCACGAUGUCACUCAAUCAUGGAGUAUCAGGGAAUAAAUGGGAUUAAUAAAAAUCCACCGAUUAUCUCAUCCGUGUAUUCAAUGUCAACGAAAAUUACCUUUGAGUGUCAUCAGAAUGGAUUGAAACUAAAGUACAAAAGACCUGUUCCGACCCCCCAUUCCGUGAUUUCCGUUUACAACAGAUCGAGAAUAACGAUUGUCUCUAAUUUCCCCGUAAAUACCGAUACAAGUAUCAUUAUUCCAAGUGACAUUGAUGGUCUGCACUUGGUCCAGAGGAUAAAUGCCCAUGUUUCCACGCGUGGCAGAGAUCUCUAAACGAGCUAUUGGCAUUCAAGCGAAUAGCGUACGUAAUCGACCCCAAGUGAUUGACACCAAUUGUCGCAAUGCAACACGUGGAGAUUUGUCUUAAAAAAUAACCGGGAUAAUAUUUAAGGAAGUUAUUGUCAAUAUUAAUGUACAUCAAUGGAAAUUUGUAUUUGAAUAAAAUUGAACGGUGAUUAAUAAAUUUUUA
Molecule: messenger RNA, 2352 nt
Organism: Fopius arisanus
Lineage: Eukaryota; Metazoa; Arthropoda; Insecta; Hymenoptera; Braconidae
Product: probable inactive tRNA-specific adenosine deaminase-like protein 3
Exons: 2
Coding region: 413-1558 (381 amino acids)
Biological process (GO): tRNA wobble adenosine to inosine editing
Cellular component (GO): cytoplasm; nucleus
Molecular function (GO): tRNA-specific adenosine-34 deaminase activity
Source: RefSeq, a predicted model, not a curated record